This is a messenger RNA of Cherax quadricarinatus, 382 nucleotides long. Lineage: Eukaryota; Metazoa; Arthropoda; Malacostraca; Decapoda; Parastacidae. The record is from RefSeq and is a predicted model, not a curated record.
UUUUCUUUUAUAUUUUUAGAUUGAAAAUAUGAUAAAAAUUCACAAGAAGACGGCCGAGGAACAGUUACUUCGAAAAUUUAACGACGCUGAUAAUUCCAUGAUAGAUAAACUUCACAUGAUGUUGGGUGAAGUGGCUGAAAUAGAUAGGAUCAAAGAGGCACUUCAGCUCAACAUGCAAGGUGUUGAAUUAAGUGAUAACUUCCUGGACAACAGUGUGACAGACUACUACAGAGGUACCCGCACCAUGAUGUAUGCUGUCUACUACAAGCAACCAAGUCACCCUCAAGUAAUGUGGAGUCACUUUCUUCUGCCUCAUGAUGUUCACGGAGUCACUUCCUAUGCACUUAACAAGUUCUGUAAGUAUUAAGUAACAUUUAUAAGU